Molecule: messenger RNA, 5593 nt
Organism: Choloepus didactylus (southern two-toed sloth)
Lineage: Eukaryota; Metazoa; Chordata; Mammalia; Pilosa; Megalonychidae
Gene: STK10
Product: serine/threonine kinase 10
Exons: 19
Coding region: 273-3179 (968 amino acids)
Biological process (GO): protein phosphorylation
Molecular function (GO): ATP binding; protein serine/threonine kinase activity
Source: RefSeq, a predicted model, not a curated record
UGGGGACGCGGUGCGAGUGGGGCUGACACUCUGGAGGCGGCCCCAGGGACCGGACUGAGCGGGGGCGGGGUCCGCAGCCGCCUUCGCGGUUCCGGGUGCUCCAGCCGCGGCGCAGCGCAGAGUACACUUGACCAGGGUCGGGCUGCGGGGAAGGGCGGGUCUGGGAAGAACCCCCGAGCGCCGCGGCGUCCUCCAGCUCCUCCUCCUUGCGGCCGCUGGAGCCACAGCCGGAGCCGGCGCCACCUCGCGCCCCGGCUCGUGCGUCCCCAGCCAUGGCUUUCGCCAAUUUCCGCCGCAUCCUACGUCUGUCCACCUUCGAGAAGAGAAAGUCCCGCGAAUAUGAGCACGUCCGCCGGGACCUGGACCCCAACGAGAUGUGGGAGAUCGUGGGCGAGUUGGGUGACGGCGCCUUCGGCAAGGUUUACAAGGCCAAGAACAAGGAGACCGGUGCCCUGGCUGCGGCCAAAGUGAUAGAGACCAAGAGUGAGGAGGAGCUGGAGGACUACAUCGUGGAGAUUGAGAUCCUGGCCACCUGCGACCACCCCUACAUCGUGAAGCUCCUGGGAGCCUACUUCUAUGACGGGAAGCUGUGGAUCAUGAUCGAGUUCUGUCCCGGAGGAGCCGUGGAUGCUAUCAUGCUGGAGCUGGACAGGGGUCUCACCGAGCCCCAGAUUCAGGUCAUUUGCCGCCAGAUGCUGGAAGCCCUCAACUUCCUCCAUGGCAAGAGGAUCAUCCACCGGGAUCUGAAGGCUGGCAAUGUUCUGAUGACCCUCGAGGGAGACAUCAGGCUGGCUGACUUUGGUGUGUCUGCCAAGAAUCUGAAAACUCUGCAGAAACGAGAUUCUUUCAUAGGAACGCCUUACUGGAUGGCCCCUGAGGUGGUGAUGUGUGAGACCAUGAAGGACACCCCUUACGACUACAAAGCCGACAUCUGGUCCUUGGGCAUCACCCUGAUCGAGAUGGCCCAGAUUGAGCCCCCACACCACGAGCUCAACCCCAUGCGGGUCCUUCUCAAAAUUGCCAAGUCGGACCCUCCCACGUUGCUCACGCCUUCUAAGUGGUCUGUGGAGUUCCGAGACUUCCUGAAGAUAGCCCUGGAUAAGAACCCAGAAACCCGGCCGAGUGCUGCACAGCUCCUGGAGCAUCCCUUUGUCAGCAGCAUCACCAAUAACAAGGCUCUGCGGGAGCUGGUGGCUGAGGCCAAGGCCGAGGUGAUGGAGGAGAUCGAAGACAGCCGGGAUGAGGGGGAAGAGGAGGACUCCGUGGACGCCACCCCUCCUCUGGGGAACCACACUCUGGAAUCUUCUGAGGUGAGUCAGCCGAACCUCAAUGACGACAAGCUCCCCAAGGCAUCAUCUUCCACCCUGCUGCCUCCCAGCCAACCCCAGGACAAUGUGAAUGGGCCCUGCAGCCAGCCGUCUGAGGACAGAUCCCCCAAAACCACAAGCCCCCCAGAUGCAGCCCGUGGAAAUGAGAAUGGCCUAGCUGUGCCCACACCCCUCCGGAAGACCCGGCCAGUGUCAAUGGAUGCUAGAAUUCAGAUCGCUGAGGAGAAGCCAGUCGCCGGCCAGGGUGGGGACCUCAGCCCGGCAGCCAGCAGGUCUCAAAAGGCAGCCCAGAGCCGGCCCAACAGCAGCGCCCUGGAGACCUUGGGUGGGGAGCAGCUCGCCAACGGCAGCUUGGAGCUCCCUGGCCAGGCAGCCUCAGGCUCGUCCAAGAGGGACUCAGACUGUGGCAGCCUCUCCACGUCCGAAAGCGUGGACUACGGGCCCUCCCUCUCGGCCGACCUGUCCCUGAACAGAGAGUCGGGCUCUUUGUCCAUCAAGGAUUCUAGGCUGCACAAUAAAACCCUCAAGCGGACACGCAAGUUUGUAGUGGACGGCGUGGAGGUGAGCAUCACCACCUCCAAGAUCAUCAGUGAAGAUGAGAAGAAGGACGAGGAGAUGAGAUUUCUCAGGCGCCAGGAACUCCGGGAGCUUCGGCUGCUCCAGAAGGAAGAGCAUCGGAACCAGUCCCAGCUGAACAGCAAGCAUGAGCUGCAGCUAGAGCAGAUGCAGAAACGUUUUGAACAAGAAGUCAACGCCAAAAAGAAGUUCUUUGACAUGGAGCUGGAGAACCUGGAGCGUCAGCAGAAGCAGCAGGUGGAGAAGAUGGAGCAAGACCACGCCAUUCGCCGUCGUGAUGAGACCAAGCGCAUCCGCCUGGAGCAGGAACGGGACCACGCCCGGUUCCAGGAGCAGCUCAAACUGAUGAAGAAGGAGGUGAAGAAUGAGGUGGAGAAGCUGCCCCGGCAGCAGCGGAAGGAGAGCCUGAAGCAGAAGCUGGAGGAGCAUACGCAAAAAAAGCAGGUUCUUGACCGGGACUUUGUCAACAAGCAGAAGGAGGACCUGGAACUGGCGAUGAAGAAGCUCACGGCCGAGAACAGGCGGGAGAUCUGCGAUAAGGAGCGAGAGUGCCUCAAGAAGAAGCAGGAGCUCCUUCGCGAACGGGAGGCGACUCUGUGGGAGAUGGAGGAGCACCAGCUGCAGGAGAGGCACCAGCUGGUGAAGCAGCAGCUCAAAGACCAGUACUUCCUUCAGCGGCACGAGCUUCUGCGCAAGCAUGAGAAGGAGCGGGAGCAGAUGCAGCGCUACAACCAGCGCAUGAUGGAGCAGCUGAAGGUGCGGCAGCAGCAGGAGAAGACGCGGCUGCCCAAGAUCCAGCGGAGCGAGGGCAAGACGCGCAUGGCCAUGUACAAGAAGAGCCUGCACAUCAACGGCGGGGGCAGCGCCGCGGAGCAGCGUGAGAAGAUCAAGCAGUUUUCCCAGCAGGAGGAAAAGAGGCAGAAGUCGGAGCGGCUGCACCAGCAGCAAAAACAUGAGAACCAGACACGGGACAUGGCUGCACAGUGUGAGAGCAACAUGAAUGAACUGCAGCAGCUGCAGAAUGAAAAGUGUCACCUCUUGGUAGAACACGAAACCCAGAAGCUGAAAGCCCUGGAUGAGAGCUAUAACCAGAACCUGAAGGAAUGGCGAGACAAGCUUCGGCCACGCAAAAAGGCUCUGGAAGACGAUCUGAACCAGAAGAAGCGGGAGCAGGAGAUGUUCUUCAAACUGAGCGAGGAGGCAGAGUGCCCGAACCCCACCACCCCAAGCAAGGCCACCAAGUUCUUCCCCUACAGCUCUGCGGAUGCUUCGUAACAGCCACCCAGGGCUGUGGCUGGCCAGCUGGGGGGCCUCCAGAGCCCUCCCGUUCUCUGUGAACAAGUAACUCAGGACUCACUUUCCCUCUUGCUUCUGUGCCAGCUCAAAUCAGCCCCUUGCCCUGUGCCAUCCAGCUGGGCCCGACAGCUCCAUCCCAGUGUUCCUGACUUCUCGCUUGCUCGUGGGGGGUGGGGGUGGGGAUGGGUGGUUAUUGUAUGUCAUCCGAUCCUAAUGUGUGUUCUAGUUGAGCCCAGAUCCCAUCAAGCUCUAAGUGAUCUGGGCUGCUGGUGGGAGGCAGGGUCCAGGAGGAAUGGGUAUUCUGUGGCCACUCCUGUGUGCCAAAACAUCAGUUCUGCCAUCAGUGGAUACAAAGCGCUGCCGCCGAAGUCACCGUGGGCUCGUUUAUAUUGUAAUUCCAGGUGGUUUGUCAGUGCUUCCCUGCAGUGUCAGGCAAGAAUCACAGCCCCUAACAACCACUGCGGUUCCUAGUGGAGUCUGGCCUGCAGCCAGCUGCUUGGGGACCACUGUCACCCCUCCAUCUCCCCCAGGUUGUUUUCCACUUUGCAGUGAGGCCAUGUCUACAACCAGGGGAGGGUGCAGGGAGGAUGUGAGAUGUUCCUUCUGCUGGUCCUGUGUGUUUUGUACCAUUUCGUGUCCCCCCUUCCUGCACACAUGCAAGGCCCAGCUCCUGAGCACACACAGGCUUCCCUCUCUGCCCCAGGCCCUCUUGUGCCCGGGUAGGUUGGAACAUGUUUGCUGCCUGAGCCUGUGCUCCUGAGCCUUCAGGUGGAGCAAAUGGUAGAGAGAGUACUGGGGGGUGGCCCUGGAGGCACAGAGAAGACACAGGCUCAAAGCCCAUCCUUAAUUCAUUUUGGCCCCCACCCAGGAUUAGGGUGGGGAUCAUUUAUCAGGGAUAAACUCUGCUCACCACACAAGACUCUCCCAAUACAGGCUACUCCUGUCUCAUGCUUGCCCACCCUAUCCACGAGUGAUAUGGGAAAGCCAUUUUCCCCUCUGCCCUGUGCCCCUCCUAGUUCAGGAGUAUGGCCUGAUGUUUCAGCCUGAGGCUGGCUGUCACUUGAACUUCUCUUCAGGAAGAAAAAGCAUCAGGGAGUCACAUCUGCCAGAAACAUGGCAGAGGCCAAGUUUCUCUAUAUUUUAAAUGGAAUCCUGGGCCUUCAGAUUACUCAGUUGGUCCUACAAAGACGCUGAUCCCUACAGGCUACAGAUUAUAUAUGUAUAUAUCCCAAUAAAAGGAAAUGCUCACACCAGCACUCAGUUUAUUUACCAUGAGACCUUUUUUUUUGCCUUGAUUUUCUAAUUGUUCCAUUGAAACAAAUAUGAAAAUGUAUGGCUUCUUCCAGAAGAUACCUGCUUUAAAAAAAAAAAAAAAGGAAACACAAAAGUGAUGAUCUGUUAUAGGAGUCAUAAGGGCAUAUUGAAUCGGGUACUAUUUUGGGUGAUUGAGUGGCUGAGACACCCCAGGGAGACUUUCUCAUCCUUCCUUCCUAAAGGUUCAAUACUUUGCUUUCCUAAAGCAAUUCCCUGGAAGCUUUCACAGCAUUGGUUGUGACUGGAUCCUUGGAAAGGGAGGUGCCGCCACUCAACAAGUAAAGGGGAUUUGGAGACUUGGGGUUCCCAAGUCUUAACUCGGCAGCCAAGAUGCUCUGAGGGGCGGUGAGGUGGACAGUGGUUCUUUUAGGUCAGCGAGCAUUCAGCUUGAGUCAGUGUUUGACCCAGAUGGGCCAUUUGUCAGGCCUCAUGCACAUGAGACAAGGUAAAGAAUUGCCUCCUUUUAUUCUCUGGUGUGUAGCUGCUGGGAAAACGUGGAGCCAGCAGCUGUGCCACUGCAGAACUGACACCCAGUUCCACCGAGCAAGGCCGGCCACUGGCGAGUGGUCAGCAGGGCUGAUUUGGGCUUUGUUUACAAUAUUUCCUUUUUGCAGCUGGGCAGUUUCCCGGUUCAGGUGAAAGUGUUCGAUGGUUCAUUUGGUCAUUCAUAUUGGAAUCCCUUCCAAAGAUUUGCUGCUUCUCUGCUCAGUGCCGCCCUAGCCCUGAUGGCUUGCCUGUGCCUUUUAUUUUUUGGGGGGCAGGGUGGGAUGGGGAGGGUCGGGUCAGCUCUCUAGCCUCAUGUUUGGGGCAGCGUGCAAUGCCCAUCGCAGAGAAGGCCCCGCAGUAUUCCUCGUGCCCUGUGCUAAUAGGUUCCCUGUGAGGCACAGGCAGAACUGUUUCUUAUUUUCAUUUCAUUUUUAGCAGAGUAAAUGUAACUAACUUAUAUUUUCCCUUUAUGAAGGCUAGAAGUUGUUUUUUAUGUAGUUUCCAAACUUUCUACAAAGCUUUUGUAAAUGUUCUCUGCAAAGUUAAUGUCAAAGAAUGUAAAUAUGCUUCUAAUAAAAUAACAAGAUGAGAAA